Oncorhynchus keta (chum salmon) is the source of this 9691-nucleotide messenger RNA. Its product is annotated as nuclear factor 1 A-type. Gene Ontology annotation, biological process: regulation of transcription by RNA polymerase II. The record is from RefSeq and is a predicted model, not a curated record. The coding region runs from base 3382 to 5106 and encodes 574 amino acids. Gene Ontology annotation, molecular function: DNA-binding transcription factor activity, RNA polymerase II-specific; RNA polymerase II cis-regulatory region sequence-specific DNA binding. The transcript is spliced from 13 exons. NCBI's taxonomy places the organism in Eukaryota, Metazoa, Chordata, Actinopteri, Salmoniformes, Salmonidae. Gene Ontology annotation, cellular component: nucleus.
UUACGUGCUGCCUAAUUUACGUGAUUUAGUAAACGGUUGGUUAAAAUAAAGGUGUCCGUGUAAAAAUUAUAUGGGAAUUGGCAUUGAUGCUCUGUCAUUUUUUUAUUGCAGAAAUUAAUGUGUGUAGGACUUCGGACAGUAAACUGCACUAUUGAUGACAUUACAUACUCUGAAAAAGGUAAGCAAGAGAGAAUUAAAAGUUUUUUUUUUAUAGUAUGUAAAUAGAACAGAGAAUGUGAUUGUCAAUCUUAACUUGUAAAAACUUCAUCGAACUGUGAAGUACUCUGACAGUAAAGCCCAUCAGUGCAAUACUGCCUUCUACUGGUCAGCUGGCAGAAUUGGCUUUCUGCUUUAACUCUUUAGCUCUGUUUUCGUAUCCUCAAAUGUUCUAAGUGUUUAGCUUGCAAGGCUCUCCCAACGCAUCAUCGGGGGCAAGCCACCUGCCCUCCAGGACACCUACAGCACCCAAUGUCACAGGAAGGCCAAAAAGAGCAUCAAGGACAACAACCACCCGAGCCACUGCCUGUUCACCCCGCGAUCAUUCGGAAGGCAAGGUCAGUCAGUACAGGUGCAUCAAAGCUGGGACCGAGAGACUGAAAAACGGCUUCUAUUUCAAGGCCAUCAGGCUGUUAAAUAGCCAUCACUAGCACAUGAGAGGCUGCUGCCCUAUAUACAUAAACCUGAAAUCAUUGGUAACUUUAAUAAUGGAACACUAAUCACUUUAAUAAUGUUUACAUAUUUUGCAUGCCACUCUGACAUUGCUCGUGCCAAAUAUAUAUAUUCUUAAUUCCAUUCCUUUACUUUAGAUUGUAUGUAUUGUUAGAUAUUACUUAUUAGAUAUUACUGCGCUGUUUGGAGCUAGAAGCACAAGCAUUUCGCUACACCCGCCCUAACGUCAGCUAAACACGUGACAGUACCAUAUCAUACAACGUGAUAACAGUUCACAUCUAUUCUCCUCAGUGACAAUACUCAGUAGCAACCUCAUGUGAUUGUAUUCUUAUUAUCCAACUUUUAUCAAAUCUACAUAUUUCAUAUUUGUAUUUUUCAAAUGUGCUUUUGAGGCGGAAAUGUCAACAUUUUUGCUCAAUUAAUGAUCGUAUAUGAUUCAGACCUGAGAGUUUUGUCUGUGCGGGUAUGUGUCCUAAACUAAUUUGUCUGUCAAACUUUAACCCAAAGUGCAAAGGGUUGUAUGAAGCCUUACAAUUUGCGUCGCAAGUGAUCAUGGUGUAGACUGUAGAGGCUGUCUGGCCGCUGCUGACCUGGUGUGUACAGUGAACAGCCCCUCGCUGGCCGCGUGACGCGGCUUCCAUCCCCUCUCUCACUCUCUCUCUCACACACUCACACACACACACACACACACACACACACACACACACACACACACACACACACACACACACACACACACACACACACACACACACACACACACACACACACACACACACACACACACAACAAGUAACCAAUCUGAACUUCACACAGCUCUGGUCUUUGCAAACAAUCAUCCCCACUAAAUGUAACAGCAAAAUGACUUACAUUGCCAACCGUGGUCAGCUAUGCAAAACGAGAAUAGGCGGUAUUCAUUUACUUGUGAUUAUAUUCAUCAAGGAAAUCUUAACCUCUUGACUUUUAACUCAAUAAUACAGCUUGCGUUGAUAUCCAGAAAUGACCUGGACUGAUCAUUACAGAACAAAAUAAAACAUUACUAAUUUAUGGUGAAAAGGAGUCAUUUAGAGAAGAUGGUCCCCGAAAUCAAAAGUUCAACGAAAUAGCAUGUUGCUCAUUUAACAUUGAGAUGCAUUGUAAUAUAUUGCCUCACUUCAUUGUCGUGAUAUCUUCAUCGGAUAUGAUACAUUUAUUUUAAUAUGAUAAUUUUAAUAAAGAAUCCAUAUUUGUAAGGUUAUAUCAGAAUCCCCAUGCUUAUCGUUUUUUGCGUCACCAUUCUAGCCGUACAUCUCAGCCAUUCUGAGAAAGGUCGGGAACAUCUCAUUUCUUAACUUAUUGGUGAACAUAGUGUGCUAGAAAGUUUUUUUUAAGUAGUCACUUUGUCAAAAGGUGAAAUGAGGAUUUACUUCCCUCCAAAACCACUCAGUGCGGUCUUUGGUCUUCAGUGUACCUGUGUACUUCUGUUCCCCUCCCCAAAGCGCUCUCCAUAUCUCUGGCGGAAUCGAAUUCCAUAGCUGCUAUGCUACAAUGGGAGAACUGUUUGAUGGACGCUCUGUCUCCUUCUCCCUCCCCCGGUUCAGGUAUUCCCCCUGAUGAGGAACCUGAGCUUCAGAGAGCACCGGCCGGGCACCACCUCUCAUGGCCCUCCAGCCCUGCUCAAUGCACGCAACGACUCCGAAAAGAGAAAGCAGAGUAUUACUGUACAUCAUAUUUGUUACGGGAUACAAGAGUGGGAUGAAAUAUAUAUAUUUCAUGUAAUCGAAUUUUAGAUAGUGUUGAUUGUACUACAUGCAGUGGAGAACGUGGUUAUGUACUCAAAUCAAGAUGAACAUUUAACAUUUCUAAAGGUGUAUAUAGAAUAUCGUCUGUAAUAGUACUCAACAUUUGUUAUGUUCUACACUUUACACUCAAUGUAAAGUGGUUUGGUUACUUACGUAUCCAUUUUUUAAAGGUGUGAAGUGUCUUCUGGACAGCAUUGCUACACGCAGCCUUGAAUUCCUCCACAUAAUGUCCGGGCUCUGUCUAGAUCAAUUAUUAUUAGCAGUGUAAAGUAAGGCAGCCUGUAAAAUGUAGCACCCCCAUGUCCAUUUUUAUGGGCUUUAGUGGAUCCUAUUGUCUGGAGGUAUUUAUGCCAAAAGAUAGACAUUUGCCAGGAGAGGGAAAAGAGGGGGGGCAAAACAAAACAUCGCAUGAUAGUCUUUAAGCAGUUCCAUCUGUCCGGCAGAAAUUUCAGGCUAAUAGCCUGUAGCGCUUCAGCCCACUGCCCUCACUCUCUCUCUCUCUACCUGACUCUGUCCUAUUAAAUCUCUCCACUCCUCAAAAAGAAAAAUAAGAUCAGAAAGUCAGGAAAACAAUCAGAACUUGUGCUGCAGACCCAAGUCAACAGGGCUAGUGGUGGGGUGGUGAUAAUGAAGAACAAGCCCUAAUUACAGAGGGAGAAACAAAUGACCCCAAGAACUCGGUGAUGUGGAAAAAAAGCUCAUCAUUCUGGUGUGUGUUUUUUUUUUAAAGACUGCGCGCUCUGUGAGCAGAUGACUGCCGCUCACCUUGCCACGGGGUCUGCUUGAGAUUGGUUCAUUGUCAAGGAUUUUUUUUUUUUUUUUUUUACCCAUGAUUCCAUAUGGUAUGGAGCGGGCUACAUGUUGCCCAACAUGCCAGUGCAAAUGUUUUCUCAAUUAGUUAUCUUAUCUCCGGUGAGUGCACCAGCAUCAGAUGAAGCUUGCUGACAGCGUAAUGGCAGGCAAAACCACGGAAGGCUCCAUCAAAUGGCAGCUCUGCUACGACAUCUCAGCCAGGACUUGGUGGAUGGAUGAAUUCCAUCCUUUCAUCGAAGCUCUGCUGCCCCACGUGCGAGCGUUUGCCUACACAUGGUUCAACCUGCAGGCCCGCAAGAGAAAGUACUUCAAGAAGCACGAGAAGCGCAUGUCUAAGGAAGAGGAGCGCGCAGUGAAGGACGAGCUGCUCAGCGAGAAGCCCGAGGUCAAGCAGAAGUGGGCAUCGCGCCUUCUGGCCAAGCUCCGCAAGGACAUCCGGCCUGAGUUCCGGGAGGAUUUUGUGCUCACCGUCACCGGGAAGAAGCCCCCGUGCUGCGUGCUGUCCAACCCUGACCAGAAGGGUAAGAUGAGGAGGAUCGACUGCCUGCGUCAGGCAGACAAAGUCUGGAGGUUGGACCUGGUCAUGGUCAUUUUAUUCAAAGGUAUUCCCCUCGAAAGUACUGAUGGCGAAAGGCUGGUAAAGUCCCCACAGUGCUCGAACCCAGGGCUGUGUGUGCAGCCUCAUCACAUUGGAGUUUCUGUGAAGGAGCUCGACCUCUACUUGGCCUACUUUGUGCACGCAGAUGGCCAGUCAGACAGUCCCAACCAGCAGAGUGAGUCUGACAUCAAGGACCAGCCUGAGAACGGACAUCUUGGCUUCCAGGACAGCUUCGUCACAUCGGGGGUCUUCAGUGUUGCUGAACUCGUGCGAGUCUCACAGACCCCAAUCGCAGCGGGGACGGGUCCUAACUUCUCGCUGGCGGACUUGGACAGCUCCUCCUACUACAGCAUGAGCCCCGGGGCCAUGAGGCGACCCUUACCAAGCACCUCCUCCAGCAGCUCGGCCAAGAGGAUCAAGUGUAUGGAGGAUGAGGUGGACAGUCCAGGAGAGGAGUCCUACUACCCGGGCCAGGGUCGCUCCCCGGGCAGCGGCAGCCAGGCCAGCAGCUGGCACGAAGUGGAACCAGGUACGUACUGCUCUGGAUAUAAACUGCGUGGCUCGCUAGCUAGUUCGUUCAUCUCAAGACAAGGGAUGCCAUCGCCCACCACAUUAAAGAAGUCAGAGAAGUGUGGUUUCAGCAGCCCUGUCGUGCCUUCGCAGACCACCUCCUCCCCCCGAACGGCAUUCACACACCAUCAUCGGCCUGUCAUUACAGGACCUAGAGCGAGUCCCCACGCCACGCCGUCGAGCCUCCACUUCCCCACGUCGCCCAUCAUCCAGCAGCCCGGCUCCUACUUCUCCCACCCGGCCAUCCGUUACCACCCCCAGGAGAGCCUCAAGGAGUUUGUCCAACUUGUCUGCCCCGACUCUGGCCAGCAGGGAGGACAGGUGGGCUUCCUUAACAAGUAUGCAGAAAUACCAUGGGGGAAAUACUGUACAAGUGGUCGAAGAGAGAGCACUGCAGUGGAGCCCAACGGAAGCAGUCAGGGGAAGGUCCACAACCCAUUCCUGCCCACCCCCAUGCUGCCCCCUCCACCCCCGCCCCCUAUGGCGCGGCCCGUACCCCUGCCUGUGCCAGACUCCAAACCACCAUCCACCUCCACCGAGGGAGGGGGCAACUCCCCCACCUCGCCAACCUACUCCACACCGAGCACGUCCCCAGCUCAGCGCUUCGUCAGUGUGGGCCCCCGAGACCCCAGCUUUGUAAAUAUCCCUCAGCAGCCCCAGUGGUACCUGGGAUAAGGACUCCAGACCCCCUCGCCGCCCGCUGGACAGAUCGCUGGACCCCUACUUUCUCCCCUGAGUGCGACCCGACCUGAACCGACCAACACCCCGCAAACGUGCCCACGUCUGACAGAGAGAAGCCCAACACCACGCCCCCCCCAAUCUGUCACCGUCUCCUCAUCCCCAGCGCCUGAGAGACUAGAGCAUCAGCAUGGCUACAACAACCCCCCCCCUCCCCCCAGAAAACAAGAGGAGAGCUACUCACUGCUAGAUACACUAUAUAUCUAUAUAGCCCAUAUAUAUCCCCCAUUCAUGGUUGGUUUAUAUGCCUAUAUUCCUAUAUAGUACCAGUCACCUCAACUGUUUAUUGGAAGAGAGCUAGCAGCCUAUAUAUCCUGGGAAAGUGCACGUCGUCUUGUUCCUUUUCUUUCUUCUCGUCCACCCCACUUUGCCACGGAGGGGGCAUAAUCAUGUGACUAAAUCAAAGAGCUUCCCUAUACCUUUCGUCGUCGUAGCCGAACUUUGAAGAGGGUCCGGCGGGCGAGAAAGGGACAGAGAGCUAUGCGUCCUGUGUACGUGUAUGUGCCGAAACGAGGGGAAGAUCAAAGCUCUUGUUUCCUCUCCGUCUUUGCCCCCUUUCCCCCUCUCUCUGGUUAUUUCCGGACUCUGUUGAGUUUGUUGGGGGAUAUUGCCCCUGGUUGGGUGGCUCGAGGAUGUGGAGGUUUUAGCUGGGUCGGAUACCAACCAGUUAAUACCUCUCCCCCCCACCACCACCCCCCCCACCACCACCAUCUAUCCACACCCCACCCUAUCCCACACUCAACCCUGAGGAGGGACUCUCCCCCACAGCCAUACCAAGAGGCUGAAGGCCUUCACCCGGCCACAUGGCUUUUCCAGGGACAUCUAGCAGUGCAAAUGGAACCCCAUGCAGAGGAGAACAACCUACCAACCGUCACACCGUGAACUCAUAGGGCAGGGGACGAGGGAGGGGAUGGGGUAUUGAUGUUUAAUAUCGGUCAAUCGGGUGACAUAUUGAAGCUGGUAAAUAGGCUGCAACGAGAAGAGAAGUAUUUCAACGAGAGGCUUGUGAGAAAAUAACUUCUGUCUGGGAGGCUUGUUCAUGUUUCAUUUUUGUAUAAAGGUAAUUUCAGUUCUUUCCGAUCAACCCACAAACUAACGGUCUGUACGAUGCUAUACAAUGCAAAGGGCAGGUAGAAGGUCUGUAAUUCUACUAACUGACUAGACGGGAGACAUCCGUGACUUACGUGAACAGUGGAAUAUUGAAUUGAGGAAAGUGCAAUUUCGUUGGAUAGCGGUUGGAAAGUUAAAUGUCUUUGUAAGAUAGGUCGUUGAAACAAUUGGUGAAAAGUAUAUAUAUUUUUCUUCCUAGUCCUUUCACACCUCCGGGACUCUAAAAUAUCGGGGUACAAAAAAAAACGUCAAUUAGAACGAUAGCCUUGUGAGAAAAUAAGGGGAGCUGUAUUUUUUGUUUGUUCAUCUUGUAAAUUUGUUUGUAUUGUAGAACGAAAAAUCCCUUUAAGAAAUAUAAUUUUAAAGCAUCUCUUGCAGCUUUUGACUGCGAUUCAUUUUUUUUUUAAAACGCAAAAUGAUUAACUUAUUUUAAGAAAGCACAUGAUUUUAAAUAAAGAAUUAGCGGCUUAAAUUCUCAUGAGGCAAAAUCCGGAACAACUUUGUUGUAAAAAUUAUAUUAUAUGGGCGUCCAAGUUCUGGUUUGAUUGGCUAGACCUUCUCUAAGCCUUGUCCAAUCGGAAGCACUUAUUCCUGCAGUUGGCUUAUGGGCUGGGGAUGGAAGUUCAGUGAGAAAGAGAAAAAGCAGAGGGACCCUCUGUGAGCAUUUGUGUUGCGAACACGUUGAUAUCUACAUGAAGGCAAGAUCGCAACCAGACGGCGAAGCUUUUCAGUCGCUUCGCAUGCAAAUUACCAUUUUAUUAAAGUUUUUGUUUUUGUUUUUGUUUCCUAUACUAUACAUACUAUAUAUAUACACUCUUAUGACCGACUCAUCCACUGUCGAUCAAAAACGUAUUAAAAAUAUUUUAAAAAUCAACAAAAAAAACUGCAUGUUCUAGUGUUAGUGACACAUUUUUACAUAGAUUAUGUAGAGUUAGUGAAUAAAGACACUAUUGUAAUCCCAACAUCAGGCACUUGCCAAUAGUCUAUAUUUGUUUGGCCCCUCGAGGCUUUUUUUUUUUUUUUUUUUUUUUUACUGCUGUCCUUCACAAUCAACCAGCUGAACGUCUUUAAGACUCUUAUUCGCUUCUCAUCAUUUCGGAGUCGUUGUUUCCUAUUUCGUUCCCUCUUGAAAUGAUCAGUUCUCGUUUCUUCUUAAAGUAUAUAUAUUUUGUUUGUAUGUUCUCAAAUUGCACGAAACAAUUGUUCCUCAUCAAUGUGCCUUGAGCGAUGGUCUAGUCCCGAGUUGUUGCACAAUGUUCCAAUGUGGAGAGUUACAUCCCCCCUUUGGAUUUAUUAGUUUCAUCCCCCACCUCCCAUUGUGUAGGAGUGAUCACAGUUGUAAUACUGAUAAGGAACAUGAAAUAUAAUGAAAUUGCUGGUUAUAAUACGCAGUAUUACAUCUGCUAUUGGAAGACCUCUCAGGCCCGUAUACAACAGUGCUUUUUCUCUCUAUGAUGCAACAUGGAAGUGCUGUGUGAGUACAGGAUCUGACAUACUAUGUCUGUCUUGUACUGCUGUUAAACGAGGCCAGAGUCAAUCACCCUGAUAGGGCCCCAUUUUUAGUCGUUCAGUGAGUAGGAAUAGAGCGCUUAGCUUUGUAUCUUGUAGAUAGUUUAGUUAACCCCCGAGCCGCCCCCUACUUGAAACCCAUUUUUUUGAGAACGUUGAGAAUACUAGUCUAUUGAUAUUUAUGGAUGUUGCUGAAAUUUCUAAAUGGAAACGACCUUUUUGUUUUGGAGUCUUCCUGUUUUUUUCUUGUUGUUUUUUUUCCCGUCUUUUUUUUCUCCCAGAAGUGAAUAAUGAGAAAGAUAUAUGCAAUACCUGCUUGCACUCAUGUAGACAUACACUAGUCAUUUUAUUUAGUCGUUAUUUUUGGGGUGAUCUUUUUCAUUUUAUUUUUUAUAAAGUUAGCCUGCACUUGACUGGCUGCGUGGUUGGGGGUCGGUCCAUUUGGCAGACCCACUCAUGGAGAACAAAGGUUUCGCAAAGCCUAGUCAGCCUCGCUCGGGUACUUGACUUUAUUUGUAUUCGACACGUACAAGAUGACCGCAAAAUAUAGUAAGGUUCUCCUUUUUGUAUAUUGUUGGUCACAAGCAAGCCUUUCAACAAGUCAAACUUCCUCUCCAUCACAAAAUCCCCAUUUUCGACAGACUUAAGAGAUAUGACGUCCAACAAGAACAAAACUCCCACUUUCUAUACCCUUUACUUCAAACUGACUUCCAAAUUGCAUAUAUAUGAAUUGUUUAUCUGUCUAUUACAUAUAUCAUUUUUAAAUAACGACAGUUUGAGUAUUGGGAAGCCUUUCCCAAGGUGUCCAACGUGAUGGUUUAGUAGUAACACUUGCGUGGGUUGUGUGUUUCAUUUAGUAGGACCGUUUUUGUUUUGUCUUUGUUCUUGCCUACCCUUUAGCGAUGAGUUGGGCAUUACUUUCUUAAUUAUCUGCACUAAAAUAUGAAAUAAAUGACAAUAGUGAGAAUUAUUGAAAAACUGCUUCCAGGGCUUUAAAAGAGUGAAGGGGGGGAAAAAAACAAUUGCACGGACAUUUUUGUCACAAAACCUUGUUGUGGACAGCCUAGCAUCUAAUCAGCAAGAUUUGGCUGUGUGUAAAAUACGACAAAAUUGCACCCUUUUUAAAGAAAGAAAGAAAAAAAGAAAGACUAAAAGCAAUAGUUUGGGCAGUCUGUUUUUGUUCUUGUGUUGUGUGUGUCGUUUAGUUAUGGGUACAGAAGUGGAGGAAAGAUGUGGUGGUGAUGAUGAGAAAGAGAGAGAGAGAAAAAAGCUAUAGAGCAAAGCAAGGGCCUAAAGGCCUGACUGUGGGAGACGUGUUGUUUGUAUGUUGUAUAGUUUUAUUAAUUACACUGAUUUUAAAGCUGCCCUAUUUUAUAAUGCAGGACUUUUGUAACAUUAAUUAAAUGAGGAAAAAACUAGUGUUGUGAAUUCUCUAAUUGUUUGUAUUAAGGCCACAUUAAUAGAACUGGUUUUGUUUGUUCCAUGGGAACUGGAUUUAAGUUGAAAACUUUCCUGUUUCCUGUUUCCUGUUUCCUUAUCUUUUUCUUUUUUUUCUUUCCUUUUUGUAUGUAUUUAAGGACUUGUUCUUCUUUUGAUGGUAUAGCGUAUUCCUAUACUUAAAAAGUAUAGGGUAUUGAGGUGAAAAGCCCAUUGUAAAUGGAUGUUACAGUAUGCUAUAUGUUGAAGGUUAUUUGUUGCAUCAGUGUUGAUGAAGCUAAAUCUAGGUAAUUCUGAGGAAAUUGGUAAGAAGAGUGUUUUUGUUUUUUUAAUGCAUUUAAAAUUUAGUUUAGGCAGAAGACAAUGACAUAGACAGCCAAAGGAUGCCCCUAUUAUAAAUGCAUCUCGGCAUCUUUUUUUUUGUGUUCACCAUUCCAUGCAGGAAAAUAAACAGCUUGAUAUGCAA